AUGCAUUCCUCACAUAAACUUAAUAUAUCACCUAGAUUAGAUAGCUGGAAGAGAGAUGGAUGUGUGUCGUGUGAUGAAUCUACUCCACAAUGUAAUUGUUCCACCGGUGAGAAAUGUAUCUUGACUUCGAGAACAUGUAAUCAAUGUGCUGCUAUUCAAUGUAUCAAAUCGGCCAGUUCAUCGUCAAAGGGUGUAAACCCAGGUGCUAUAGCAGGACCUGUUGUGGCAGUCUUGGUCAUUGCUAGUUUAGGAUUAUUCUGGUGGUUGAGACGUAAGAAGAGACGAGACUUGGCCCGACUUGAAGCUCUUGCUGCACGAGCAAGAAAAGCUGAAUCAGCAGGAUUCCACUUGUCACAACCACCUUCUCCACAACCUGGUUCAGCACAUUCUCAUUCGACCCAUUCAAGAAAUUCGUUACCUCAACCUCCACCUUCGGCUGCACGUGCAAGAUCUCCUUUACCACCUGCACCUGUUAAUGCUGAAUAUUACGAUGAUCACGGAGCUACCAUACGAGUUUAUAACACUUCAAGAGGUACGAUCGAUCUAGACAAGAAUAAUAGUGGUGAUCCAUUCUCUGACAGGCAAAGUAUAUCUACAAUGGGAAGCGGUGGCACAGCGAAUAUCAUUCCCAUACAGUAUAUUCCUCCAUCAAAUUCCGAUGAAGCUCUAUCGAAGAUUUUACCUGUUUCCUCAAAUGGUAAUGGUAACGGGAAUGGUAUUUCAAAUCAAGGUGCAGCAGCUAGAGCAUUAGACGAAGCCAGAAGGAACCUACUUCAUCCUAUAAGACCAGCCAGAGCACCUGGACUUGAUCUUCGUCUGAAUCCGCCUUCCUCUAAUUCCAAUCAUGAAGGUGGAUUAUCACCACCUACAGCUUUCACUCAUGAUCGACGUUCACCAAUCGGAACAGGAGGAUCUUCAUCACAAUGUCGUGAUUCGUAUCUAUCAGGAAAUUCAGCCGCUCCUUCCUAUUGGUCUGGCCAAUCAGAUGUACAUCUAGACGCACCAAAGAUUGUCACUUCUAAACAAGUGCAAAUCGGUAGAUUGCAACAAGCUGAAGUCGUUCAGUUUGGUAAACCCUCAAUGGAGCGUCUUGGUGGUGGGGGACAGUUAUCACCCAUUAAAGAUGAAAACAUUCAUCCAAAUCCUUUCCAGCAACAGCAGCAGUCAUCCUUGCUAUCGCCAGCUGGAACGUUUCAAUCUGGUUCAGCUACAAUGAGAACUCUAACACCAUCAAGUCAUAGUAAUAGUCGGACAUUCGAUGAUGAUGAUGAAGAAGGAUUGAGAUCUUCUGAACCAAGUUCGGCAGGUCCAGGAGAUUUGAGGUUCUCGAUGGGUAGUUUAAAUUCAGUAUCAACAAUGGGUACAGGAAGAUAUUUAGCUUCUACCACUUCACCAAAUUUCGAUCGAUUACCCCCACCACCAUUAACGUCAAAUAACAGGACGAAUUCGAUUGGAUCUUCGAGAUCAUUUGCUGAUUCAGUCUUGGGUGCUUUCCCUAUGAUACCACCUAAUUCAGAAGCCAGUUCUGCGGCAAGAAUCAUUGGACAAACAUUACCUCAAUCUACUUCAACAACUACUUUAGAACAUGUAGCUGUAUCGUCAUCGUCUCAUCCACCUAGACCUGCAUCUCAAAAACAACACCAACGUCCUUAUCACGGUCAAAAUCAAAGUACAGAUGACAUGGAAGAUAUCAUUCCAGAGAGAAAGAAAAGACCAGACACGCAAGCUUCAGUAGCCGAUUCUUUCCUGGGUAGUUUCCCGUUCCUUCCUCCGAACAGAGAAGACUUGGCUGGAUUACCAACUUCGAAUAUCCCUUCAAAUGCUAGAACGAUGAGUACUACAAGUGAAGGUUUAGCUGGAUUUGAUUUCGAUUUGGAGAACGCUCCUCCACUGCCUAGUACAGCAGGUCAAAGAAGGAAUUAG
Molecule: messenger RNA, 1923 nt
Organism: Kwoniella shivajii
Lineage: Eukaryota; Fungi; Basidiomycota; Tremellomycetes; Tremellales; Cryptococcaceae
Exons: 3
Coding region: 1-1923 (640 amino acids)
Source: RefSeq, a predicted model, not a curated record